Molecule: messenger RNA, 2548 nt
Organism: Syngnathus typhle (broad-nosed pipefish)
Lineage: Eukaryota; Metazoa; Chordata; Actinopteri; Syngnathiformes; Syngnathidae
Gene: elfn1a
Product: extracellular leucine-rich repeat and fibronectin type III domain containing 1a
Exons: 1
Coding region: 173-2548 (791 amino acids)
Cellular component (GO): plasma membrane
Molecular function (GO): protein binding
Source: RefSeq, a predicted model, not a curated record
CAGGAUGGUCAAAUCCUCACAAGUACACCGUCGGCGAAUCUAAAUGAACGAGACUCCAUCCAUGACGAGGAGACGGCUCAACGGACUCCCUCUGGUCCCGAAAACAAGAUCGCGCCGGCUGAAUUGAAACCAUAGCAACGCUGCCUUCUGCUUUUUGUUUUGCGCCCUAGACAUGACCGGAAGGGAGGCACGGAUGGCCGGCGGGUGGGGCAUGGCGAGCAGUGCCCUGCUUUGGUCGGCGGCCAUUGUUUAUUUGACCCACGUUGGUCAAGUCAACGGGGACUGCUGGUUAAUUGAGGGCGAAAAGGGCUUUGUGUGGCUCGCCAUCUGCAGCCAAAACCAACCACCAUACGAGGCCAUCCCGCAGCACAUCAACAGCACCAUUGUGGACCUUCGCAUGAAUGAAAACAAGAUUAAAAGUAUUCAAUACUCCGCCCUUAGUCGCUUUGCCAACCUAACCUACCUGAACCUGACCAAGAAUGAAAUCGCCUACAUCGAGGACGGGGCCUUUUCCGCUCAAUUUAACUUACAAGUUCUUCAGAUGGGCUUCAACAAGUUACGCAACUUAACCGAGGGGAUCCUCAGGGGUCUUGGAAAGCUGCAGUAUCUCUACCUCCAGGCAAACCUGAUUGAGACUGUGACACCCAAUGCCUUCUGGGAAUGCCCCAACAUCGAGAACAUCGACUUGUCCAUGAACCGCAUCCAGCAGUUGGACGGCUCCACCUUCACCAGUCUGACUAAGCUGACAACCUGCGAGCUGUACACCAAUCCCUUCAACUGCUCCUGCGAACUGCUCGGUUUUGUCAAGUGGCUCUCGGUUUUCCCCAACAGGACAAACGAGCGGAUGGUCUGCGACUCCCCGAAUGGUGUGUCUGGUUACAGUCUUCUGAGUCAGAACCCGAACAACCCCACCUAUCGAAAUGCUCUCCACAUGCUCACCACCGUGUGCACAGACGACUACGUCACACCUUUUUUCCCGUCGCCGUUGGAGCCUACGACGCCCCCGCCGGACUUCACCCUUUGCGGGCUGGAGGACUGUCCAUCGGGGACGGAGCCAGAAGACAUAAUCACCCACAACGUCAGUACGACUAACAACGAAGUGGAAGCAAACCCGCUGAUGAAACUGAAGGAAGUGUCCAAUACGGGAGCAACCAUCACGGUUCAGAUCCCGCAUCCUUACAAAAAGAUGUACAUCCUGGUUCUGUACAACAACAGCUUUUUUACAGACAUCCAAACCCUGAAAAGAUUCAAGGAGGACGUGGUACUCAAGCCCCUCAAACCUCACACCAACUAUACGUACUGCGUUGUUUCCAUUCGGAACUCCCUGAAACACAACCACACUUGUCUGACAAUCACCACGGGACCUUGGAAGGGCAAAUCGAGAGACGCGAGCAACGCCACUGCCACUCAUUACAUCAUGACCAUUUUGGGCUGCCUCUUUAGCAUGGUCAUCUUUCUCGGGGUGGUUUAUUACUGUUUGCGACGGAAGCGUCGGCAAGACGAAAAGCACAAAAAGGCUGGUAGCCUGAAGAAAAACAUCAUGGAACUGAAAUAUGGACAAGAACUGGAGGGAGGGACGAUUUCUCGCAUCUCCCAGAAACAGCUGCUGACCGGAGAGAGCAUGGCCAGGAUGCCCUACCUCCCGCCUGCCAGUGAAAUGGAUCAGUACAAAUUUCAAGAAAUAAGCGAGACUCCAAAAAUGAUGAAGGGAAGUUACAUGGAGGUGCGGAGUCUGGACCACCACGAGCGCAGGGAGUGCGACAUGAGAAUGGCGGGGAACAGCCAAGGCUCCGUGGCCGAGAUUUCCACCAUCGCAAAGGAGGUCGAUAAAGUCAACCAGAUCAUCAACAACUGCAUUGACGCUCUCAAGACCGACUCCACUUCUUACCAAGGGGUAAGAUCGGGAGCCGUGUCCAACGUGGAGCCUCAGCUGGUGCUCAUAUCCGAGCAGCCGCAGAAUGAAUCGGGCCUCCUGGCCCCUCCGUACAAGGACAGCUACCACCACUCCCUGCAGAGACAUCGGUCCUCGGACGCCUCGCCCAAAAGGCCCAGCACAGCCUCAGGAAUGCGAAGCCCCCGGCCUUACCGUACCGAAUCCAGGUACAUCGAGAAAACCUCCCCGACGGGGGACAACAUCCUCACGGUGACACCGGCCGCCGCCAUCUUGAGGGCCGAGGCCGAGAAGAUCCGUCAGUACGGCGACCACCGCCACUCCUACCCCGACGCUCAGAUCGAGGAGCUGGAGGGACCCGACGGCAUCAAGUCGCCCAUGCUGGAGCCACUCUCGCAUUCCCGCUCCAGAGACUUGGCUUAUUCUCAGCUGCCGGCUCAGUACCACAGCCUAAGCUAUUCUUCCAGUCCGGAAUACUACUGCAAACCGUCCCACAGCAUCUGGGAGCGAUUCAAACUCCACCGAAAACGGCACAAAGAUGACGAAUACAUGGCGGCCGGCCACGCGCUGCGCAAGAAGGUGCAGUUUGCCAAGGAUGAGGACCUGCAUGAUAUUUUGGACUACUGGAAAGGCGUCUCGGCCCAGCAUAAAUCGUAA